This is a messenger RNA of Mugil cephalus (flathead mullet), 2231 nucleotides long. It is a transcript of the gene bloc1s3, whose product is annotated as biogenesis of lysosomal organelles complex-1, subunit 3. The record is from RefSeq and is a predicted model, not a curated record. Lineage: Eukaryota; Metazoa; Chordata; Actinopteri; Mugiliformes; Mugilidae. The coding region runs from base 177 to 764 and encodes 195 amino acids. Gene Ontology annotation, cellular component: BLOC-1 complex. The transcript is spliced from 5 exons.
UUGGCUUUUGGGAAACAAGCGACUUCCUUGUUGCUCAUGUGAUUUGUAUUUUGACAUUUCAGAGUAGAUUUGACACUUUCUGCAUUUGUUGCAACGCACAAAACCCUUCAAAACUCAUGUUAAACAGGACUGCACCAUAGCUUCUAGUUUGCUUUUGUUUGGGCCUGUGUGCAGUCAUGUCCAGCAGGUAUCAAAUAGUGGUGCAAGGCGAAGCUUCGGAAACAGACUCUGAUGAUGAAGUCUACAUCACCUCACUGCCUGCUCCACAAACCGCUGCAGUCGGAGCUAAGGUUCUAGGAGAAGCGUCUGAAACGGACAGUGAGGGUGAGUCUGAGCAGACUGGAAGAGCCUCUGCAUUGAGCCAGGAGAGCGCUCAGAUACUCAGGAGGGACCUGCCUCCUCUUAUUGUGGUGAGAGACCACCCUGAUGUGCAGUCCAUAGUGGAGGACCGGCCAAGCCCUACACACAAGCCACAUGGCGACACCCUUCUACAACAGAAGCUGCAGGAGUCAAACAACCGGCUGUACACCGACGUGAGCCAGAUGGUGCGUCACGUUUAUGGAAAUGCAAGCAAGGAGGUUCGCAGUGCCACAUCUCAGCUGAACACAUCGCAGAGCGCCAUAAUUAACGCGUCGCACAGCAUCAGAUUAAUCCUGGAUGACCUGAAGGCUGUGUCCGAGAAGAUUGACAUCAUCACCAGCUGUCAGAUAUUGCCUGAUAUCAACAUUGAUAGUCCAAACAAUCACACUGCCCCUGUGCCUUAACGCAAUACGUCAGGAUAUAUUUCAAAAAAACAUAUCUUUACGAUGGUUUAACAUCACUCUGGAUGUGCAUUCUUUGCAGUCGUCAGAAUGUGAGUCUGAUAACACUGCGUUUGUGUUCUGAACAAUACAGAGAAAAAUAUACCUCAUGAAAUUGGAGUUGCAGUUCCCAACAGAGGGGUUCCAGACCUGCUUUCCAUUACACACAAAAAAUUGUGGGUGCGGAAGUUGUGUGUGUGGCGUCCGGGCUUAGGAUAAUUUAACUUACGGCUGGAAUAAAGUCUCACACAGACUUAUAUACGCCUAUGCAUUUAACAUACGAUUACAUGUCAUAAUAGAAACAAAUACAUAUAUCCGAGCAGUACACAUACAGUUAGCUUCAUACAUUUUUGGACACUGCCACAAGUUUAAUUUUUGCACUUUAUCAAGGUUUUCAAGUUACAAUUAAUUACUGAACUGAUUGUGGGUGUAUGAAUGUUAAAGUGUCAGAAUCUCAGCGUUGAGGUGUUCACACACUAAUUGUAGGAAAUGUGUAGGAAUCAUCUUCAUGCAUAGUUGUUUUCACAAGUUGAAAUGAGAUUCUACAAAUCACAAAAUCAUAAAAUGUUCAUUUUUAAUUCUCUGUCGAAAAAUCCUCCGAUUUCCUCCUGAAAGGGGAGCCCAGAAGGAAUGGGUUCCCUCCUCUGUGCCGCUUAGCCAGGACUUUACAGCUGCUGCUUUUAGUUAUUGUUUGUUUGUUGGUCUCUGUCUUUGUCUUCAGCAAAUGCUUGAUUUGGUUGAGGACAGCUAACGGACUCGGCUGUUGAGCGUUCCACUUUUAGAAAACUCCUGUGUUGCUUUCACAAGAUAUUUUGUUUGCCAAAGAAUGCUUUUCAAGAACUGCUAUGACUUCUUGAGGCUUAUGAAUGGUUUAUAUUUUGCAGUAAACCCUCUGUGUUUGUCUUCUCUUCAUAAUGCAUGAAGAUAUGCCUGCCCCCUGGAUAUUGUUUCAGGAUCUCAGCCUAAAUGUGGCCCGUUUUUAAAACUCGCCUUCAGACCUUUUACUCGCUUAACUGAUUGAGACUGAAGAGCUAAUAAAAGAAAUAUCCCACAUCUGUCCUCGAAGCAGCUUAUUAGUCAAAUGUCCAAUUACAUUUGGAGAAUUGAUUUGAACUUGGAUGUGAAUAUCCUCAAAUUAAAGCUGAGAAUCUGCACCAACAUUUGUCCAAACAUAUAUGGACCUAACUGUGUGCAUCUAUCUGAAAGGCACUGCAUGUUCUUGUGUAUAUUAUCAUCUCAUGUUUUGCAGCUUUUUGUAUAUUAAUGUAACUAACCUUUAAAACAUGAUCAACCUUUAAAAAGCAUAUUCUAUUCUGUCUCUGUUGUGAGAGGUCAAGGAAUAACCCAUGUACAGGUUUGCUGUUCUAUAAUGUCAUGUUUUUUUCCCUCCUGUGUGUUAAAUUAUAAAAUAAAUGUAACUCAAUAAUUCAA